Messenger RNA from Penicillium cinerascens, 2055 nucleotides. RefSeq lists its product as uncharacterized. The record is from RefSeq and is a predicted model, not a curated record. The transcript is spliced from 3 exons. NCBI's taxonomy places the organism in Eukaryota, Fungi, Ascomycota, Eurotiomycetes, Eurotiales, Aspergillaceae. The coding region runs from base 1 to 2055 and encodes 684 amino acids.
AUGGACACAGAUACUGCUCAGCCGCAGGCCCAGCCAUGUGGCCCCAACGAUCCCGAACAAGAAAACGGCUUCAGGUUUACUCCUAUCAAAGCCAUCAAAGCAUUGCCCCGUCUGUGGGAACGCAAACCAGCGACUCCGUUCCAGGGUGGAAUCAAAUCGAAGAAACUGUGGAAACGUUUCCACGCGUCUUUUUCCAGUAUGCAGUCACUUCAGCAAUCAAGCGCGUUGGAGCAAAACGCAUUUCAGACCGCGAUCAACUCAUCCACCACCGCCCCAUCUAUCUCCAUCAACGCAUCCAAGGAUACAACAUACUCGCGCGGCGUCAAGCGCCUUCGCGUCGGCUCCGAUAACUCCGACGACUGGGAAAAUGCUCGUUUUCAGCAAACCGGACGUUCUUUUCUUGAGACCAAGUGGGAGUCGGAGAUGCGAAAGCGACGGAAAUUGCCCGACGCGCCUUUCAAUAUUUUCGACGAAAAUUCGCAACAUAAGCCGACUGUGGCUUCGCGCGAGCUUGAUGGACCCGCCAAUAAUAACGCCGAAUACGAUAUAAACAAUGGUCUUGGCGACGUGGAGGGCGAUCUGGCAAUGACCGCAUCACCCACCCCACUCAGCCAUCUCCAAAGCCCUCCUAAGACGACAAUCUUCCAGGAUGCCAUGCAGCCAGAGAAUCUUGGCUCGUCGACUUCCGAAGCUGAGCCCAUUGAGAACCAGGAGUCUAAACCGACAGACGAAGAACAGUCUACAAUUAUCAACAGUGCAGAGGAAGACAGCCAGGACAUAGCGCCAACACCUACGAAGGCCGUACGAGACCUGACUCAAAAGCAGGAGAGAACUCUGGUGCGAUCGGCGCUCCGCAGCUCACUGGAUGGAGAUGAUGCCGAGCUGCUGAAUGAUUUCCUGUCCAAGGCCAAGGCCAAGCGUGCGGCUAAGGCGGCCCAAAUGGAUUCCCAGGAUGGAGCUACUGAGGCCUCAUCAAGCCCCGAGGAGUCACCCGAGGAAGCGCUUACGCCACGAUCGCGGCGAGUUUUGGAAGAUUUGGACGCGAACUCGCCCUCUCCGGUCAAGGCUGAUACCUCACUAAGUAAGGGCGAUGGCAUGCUCGGUGACGAUGCUCAUCAAGGUUCAGUCAGCAAGGAUAUUCAGGAUGAUGAGCCGGCGCCGGCAAGUCCUGCAUGCCGACGAAGCACUCGCGUCAAAGCUCCCACGGCCAAUACAUCGGCUGUGCGCAAUACUAUUGCACUCCGCCGGGCCAAAGGCACGGAGUUUGUUUUCCUGCAGCGGACCGAGGCCCAACAGCUAGCCUUGGCUACCAAGAAAAAUACGCGCAACAACAGGGGUAACUCAGUCAUGCCCAAAUAUGCUCUCCAGGCUAUGGCCGAGCAGGACAAUGAAGAGUUUGCGACAGUGCAAGAGCGGUCAGACCGCAAGGGUUCCAGCAGCCGUCGACCGGCCCCGAAGAACGUCUCAUGGAAUGACGAGCGCCUCGUGGAAUUCGAAGAUGACAAUCAGACACCAGAGCUGGAGGAAGACGACAGUGGCAGCAACAAGAGUGAUGCCUGUGGUACUUCCGUCCGAUCUGGAGUCAAAACUUCAAAGAAAAAAGCAUCAACCAGUGGUCGCAGCAGCCGUGGCCAGGUGCAGAAGAUAAGCCAUGAGGCUGUCAGCGAGUCCGAGGGUGGCUCAGCCAUCCCUGCUGUACCAGCUGCAACCCCCCGGUCUCGACGGGUGCGGCGUCUGGGCGACUCGACCGGUGUCUCGGGCACCCCCGUGAAGACUGGUAGUGGCCGCAUCAGCAAGCCUCCCUCCGCCACGGUCCCUACCGAUGGACCCUCAACUCCCCCCAAGGCUCGUCGCAAGCUGGUUCCCAAGUCUCCCAGCUCAUCUUUGCUCCCGGCUCCAGUCUCCAAGGGAGCGGUUGGCACCGAACAGUCUUUUGUCAGCGGUAUUCCUAUGCGCACAAACAACGCCUCCAGCGAGGGAUCGAAACGGAAGAACACGCUUCAGUCUAGCGCAGGAUGCACCCCCAUGCCACGCCGGGUCCGGGCGCGGAAUUGA